AUGCGCCAAUGGUGCCGGCUGGCCAGGAGCCCGUGGCCUUCGUGCCGCAAGACUUGCCCGGAGGGGCCUGCCAGGGCUGCAGCGUGCGAAACCUGCAGGUCCUGGCGGUCCAUCCAGCCAUUGGCUCCGAAAAUGUCGAUCCUGCAGGAGGUGAUUCGGAUCUUCUUCGACAGCGUGAUCGUGGUGGACAACCCCAACGCGAAGAUACGGAUCUAUCCCAAAGCGCUGGAGGAGGUUUGCAAAAGCAAAGAGCACAUUUACUACCCCCGGGACACCGGCACUGGUGAUUUGAAGGUUGCAACAAGCCUUGGCCAUUCAACAAGGAUGGCGCCCGGAAUCCCGGUGGAAGCUGUGUGCCAAGUGCAUCGGGUCUCCGACGCCUCGGUCAAGGUGGGUGACGAGGUGCUCAAAGUGACGCCCCGGCACCCGCUGAUGCGCAACGCCGAGAUGGUCGUCGAGAUUUCUUCUUGGGCCGUGCGCGCGGCAAAUGUCCACGACGAGGAACGCUACCCCGCCCGUUGGACUGGUUGGGAGGUCCAGGAAAAUCGCGAAGUCUUCACCUUCGAGACUGGCGCCCCGCAGAGCUCACAAGCAGCGGUGUCCAUCGCUGUGGGCUGCACGCCUCAGGAGUGUGCAGAGGCGCAGCAGAUCCUGGGCCAAGCCUCGGAAACCCUGGCUGGGCGAAUCGACUGCUUCCUCGCAUGGUACCGCUGCAGCGGCGACAGUGAAGCCCCUAAGAUCUGCGAUGGAUUGGGCGUUCCCAGCUGGUGUGACAUACAGGCUCCAGAUUGGCCAUUGCUGGCGGCGAUGGCACCAGCUCUGGACGCCGUAGAGGGCGAGGCAGCUGAGAAGCUGGUGGUUGGUGAGCCAUUUGAGCUCAGGGCGUCCACCAGCGGGGGCGUUGCCAUGCCCACCUUCACACUCUUGAUCCUGGCAAGCUUCGCCUUCCUCACCUCCUGCUAUGCAGUCUUCAGAGCAGCCCAAUGGGUGAUGGACGAAUACUUGGGCACCCGCGAGUUCGAUCCCUUCCUGGCCCAGUCUUUGGAGCACUUCCCGCUCUUCAUGCUCUUGGCCUUGUUCUUCGUGCCCCUUGUCGUCUCCUUUGGUGCGGCUAUGUGGACGCCAGUCUUCUACCAUCGAGCCUUGCUGCUCUACGGAGAGCGGUCCGACGGCUACCAGCUUCACGCAGCGGCGGAGUUCAACCGCUUGCAGGCGCAGAUGACCUGGGCGGCCUGCGUUGGCGCGGGCGCAUCAGCUUGCGCGACCUCCUUGCUCUCUUAUGCUACCAUUGCCAUGAGCAGGCGCACCUAUUUCGACCUUGGGCAAAUCGUGGCGAUUGUGGCCUUUGUUUUCUCCUGGGGUGUCAUCUUGGGAGGUGCCUCGAACUGGAUCGCCGAGACAUCACCGCUGCAGCACGCGAAGAUGCGCGGAAGGGAGGAUCACUUCCAGGUGGCCGUGCUGACCAUUUGCUGCGCUGCAGUGCAGACCUUGCUGGCAGCUCUUUGCCUGCUCUCGGUGACAGCAGCGCUGGUGACGCUCACCUUCCCAGGUUUGGGAGACAUUCUGCAGUUCUUCCUGCGAUACUCUUGGUAUCAGCAAACCGAGUGGUACGAUCGGCAAACUCUGAAGCCCAUCGGCAAGUGGGACGCCUGGGUCCUUCACAUCCGGGAUCUCCAGCUGCUGCAUGGCUUUCAAGUUCGACUUGACGGGCAGGUUCAGGAGGACGGCUUUAUCACCCUACAGUUCUACUCCACCGAUGAUCCCUUCAAUGUCGUGGCCACGCGGACUGUUCCGGUCCGUGCCAUCUUUCAGAAGAACCUGAACCCCUUGGAGGGCGACAACAUCAGCCUCAACAUCUCCAGCUGGCGGUCGGUGGUCAUGGCAAAUGUGAUGUAUCAGCAGCAGAACGGCUCUUACUCGCAGCGGGUCGCCAGCGCGAUGUGGGACCCUUGGACGAAGCCUUUGCUGGAGAAGUGCUUUUCCAAUGCGGCGAUUUGCGAUCCCGACAUCGGCAAGGGCACAGGCGGGAAGUUCAAACUGUGGGACUUUCAGGACCUCAUGGAUGACGGCCUGCCGAAGGAAGGCUGCUACCUGGAGACCCGCGUGAACUUGACACCCUUCAACGGGUUGUUGAGCAUGCAGAUGACUCAUUUAGGUCCUAAGCCUGUGCUGGAUGAGCGGGACGAUCCCAGUGAUCAGCCCAGCAAGGAGCUUUUCCUGGGAGACACCAUUCCCAGCGAAACCAUCGGCUUUGAGCGCCGGGCGCAGCUGGACCAUCAGGCUGCUCCAACCCUAUCGCACCACAGUGCUGGGGCGGUCGCUUCGAUCUCAGGCUUUGCCACCCUGGACAAGCUCGGCAUUGGUGGGGUGGAUGUGGAGCUCAGCGAUCCUGGGCAGCAGCCAAAGAGAUACGGGGAGAACCAGGGCAAGCAGCUGGGGCCCUUUGCCUUGGAGCCGUCGGAGUGGGUGGUUGCUGUGCACCAGCAGUUGCGGGAGGCGCAUCCCAGCAAUUUCGGGAAGGCUUUGGCCUUCCUGACCUCGGCAGGCCACGUUUUCCGGCUGCAAAGUGAAGCAGCCAUCGAGUUGCAACACCUAGCAGCACCCCGCGGGUUCCAAAUCCGCCGCCUGAACUUCGAAGGCAGCACUCUGAAGGACCUGACCCUGGCUCCCGUCGAUGGAAGGGGCCUUGCCAGAAUCUCCUGGACCCUGGGCGAGACGCUACGAAAGCUCCGCUAUGGAUCUCCCACUCUAGUGGCAAUGUUUGCGCCAGCUGAUGACGGCGAGCAGCGGAAGGACCCCACUGCGUGCGUGCGCUCCGUUGUAGAGAAGCUUCUUGGCUACAUCACCCUCUUUGACGACUUCGAUCAGUUGUUUCAGGACUGGCCGAAGGGCCAGUCCUCCAGUUUGCAGGAGUCAAAGGCGGGCCAGGCGCGGGCGGGUGGUGCGAUCGGCAGGGCCAUGCGCGCCCUGCCCCGCGCGGCUGCGCUGGCACGGCUGUUGCCGCUGGCUGUGGCGGCGCCGCUGCCGCUGGCGAGAGUCAGGCAUCCAGGCCUGGCCGAGGAGCUUCGGACGCCCUGCAAAAGCUCCGCCCACGCGGUGCCUGAGGCAGAGCCCGCCUCGCAGGAGGAGGUGGAAGAGGUCCUGUCCAGAAACAAGACCAUUCUGUUCAUGAAGGGCACGCCGGACAAGCCGCGCUGCCGAUUUUCCCGAGCAGCAGUAGAGAUCCUUCGAGAACACCAAGUGGACUUCGACUACGUCGAUGUCCUUGAGUGGCCUGCAUUGCGGCUGGCGCUGCACUCACGGUGGCCCACUUUCCCGCAGCUGUACUCGGAAGGCGUGCUUCUGGGGGGCUCAGAUCAGCUGCGGGAGCUUUCACGGGAGGGGGAGCUGCUGGACGCGCUGCGCAGCUCCACGGGCCGUGAGAAAGCCGCGCUGGCGCUGGUGCUCGCCGGCUAG
This is a messenger RNA of Effrenium voratum, 3456 nucleotides long. The record is from the annotation of a GenBank genome assembly. Lineage: Eukaryota; Dinophyceae; Suessiales; Symbiodiniaceae.